Messenger RNA from Metopolophium dirhodum (rose-grain aphid), 2905 nucleotides. RefSeq names its product metacaspase-2-like. NCBI's taxonomy places the organism in Eukaryota, Metazoa, Arthropoda, Insecta, Hemiptera, Aphididae. The transcript is spliced from 15 exons. The record is from RefSeq and is a predicted model, not a curated record. Bases 367 to 2703 code for a protein of 778 amino acids.
AUUUUUUGAAAAAAUGUUUUGUGGAACUACCUAUUGUCUCGUUUUUUCGGAAUAAUUAACGGUUUUUCUUCAUUUUGUUACAAAACAUAUAAUCGUAAUGAUAAGAUAAAAGAUAAGCGCCGCUUUCUUCAAUAUUUGAAAAGUUAUAAUUUAUCAUAGUCCAUAGAUUUAAGGCCUUCUACUAAGUUAUAAUAGAAUACCUGAAUACUAUUAUUCUAUAAAUAUUAGUGUCUGUAAGAAUAAGUUCUAUCGUUUAUGUAAUUUAUAACAUUUAAUGAUUUUCUGGAAUGUUGUUGUUUCCAAAAUAUUUAUUUGGAACAUUUAAAGCUGUACGUUUAAUUUACUGUGCUUUCUUAUAAAUUCAUCAUGCAAUUUUCGGUAUUUGAUGAUCAGCCAGAAACUAUUCAGAAAUUUGAAGAAGAUAUGAAAUAUGUUAAUUCCAAACUGAAAAUUAUUGACACUAAACUAUCAUCUAUUCAUCCAACUAACAAUGCAUAUGUUAGUAAACUUGAAGAUACAUCUAGUAUAAGUUGUUUAAACCAUUUAAAAGAUGAAGAAGCUGAAAAGAAAAUUGAAGACGUUUCUAACUCUACGGCUAAAACUUCACAUAGCGACACAAGCCAAAACACAAAUUUACUAGGUGCAAUAUCCGAAGUUACUACAAUGUCGGACCCCUACGAUGCAUUUUCAAAACUGAAGGGAGAUCAAUUUGGUACGAAUAAUGUAGUCAGUAUCAAUAAAGAAAUGGUCAAGAACGACUUUGUGAAUGCGUCUACAUUGAUUAAUAAAGCAAAAAAAAAGGCCAGAGAAACUGAUUUGUAUUUAAAAAAUCUACAUGAAAAAGUAUUGCCAAGGUGUCAGUCUGCAGAUAUCACUAGUGACAUAGUUAAAAGAGAUAUAUAUGCAGAUAUUCCAUCAAAAACCGUACGGCGACUUCAACCUGAUCUUAAAGAAAAUUUAAGUAAAAAUAUCCAUGCCAAUAAUGAAAAUUCAAAUAUAAUUUCGAAACCUAUAUCUUCAACUCAAGAAAAACGUGUUCAUUUUAACAACCGUUCGGGAUAUUUAGGUAGAACGAGCAAUCCUCAUCAAUUGAACGACUCUUCUAAAUCAAUUGAACGGUUAUCAAAAAAUGACCGGCAAAAUGUUAGUAUAACGAAUGUGAAUUUUGAGGCUAAUAUUUCAGAUGGAAAAUAUAAUAAUGAUUGUAAAGUAAACAAAUUAACGGUGCGGCGAAUUCCUAGAAUUGAUUUAAAAGCUGAUCUAGUCACUCAAAAAUUAACUAACAUUCAAAUACAACCAGAUAAUAAAAAGCUCUUACGUAAUUAUAAACCUAAUGUAGCUUACCAAGAGUUCGCUUUUGGAUUAGAACCGGAAACAUGCAAAUGCCAUUCAGUAGUUCAGCCAAAAAUAUCCAAUGAUAAAAUAGUUGCUCGUCAUGAAAUACGUAAAAUUAUAUGUGGAAUGUUAGAUAACACGUCGUCAAACUAUUGUCUAAGCGAUCGAUUAAUUAGUCAAUUACAAAAAAUAAUAAACAAGUUGGAAAAUACAAAAUCCUUGGAUUAUAACGAUUCAAGUGAAAUAGAAGAUCUUAUUGAAGAACACAGUAUGGUUGGUUUUAGCGAAGAAGUAAUAAAAAAAAGACUAUUGGAAAUAGCCGACAAUAUAGUAGAGAACGACAUUGAUGGAAUUUCAUUUGAUCAAAUGUCUGUAGAAAUAGAAAACAAUUCUCGUCAAGUAUUAAAUCGACUAACUAAGAUUAAAAACUCUAUCGUGGCAUUAAAUCCAUUAGUAGAAUUUCCAAAUUUACCUACGGACAAUAAACUUGAUGAUGCAGCAAAAUAUGUUGAUGAAAAUCUUACAAAUCAUCAUCCUAGCAAUAUUUUAUCCUCAAAAAAUCAACAUAAAAUACCAUCAACUGGAUGUGUCAGUGUAAAAGACUUUUUACGUCAUGGUUGUAACUUCACAAAUUCGGAAAUAUUUGAAAAUGCAUCAGUUAUAAAGGAAUGUGGUUCUCAAAUUACAUUAUGCUCCAACGACAACAUAAAUCAAAAUAAAAAUAUAUUUAAGACUCAAAAUGCUUUGAACAAUCAGAACAGUAUAUCUCAACUGAAAGUAAAAAUGUGUACCAAUAGGAAUCAACUAAAAUUUAAAGAUCAGAGUACAUUAUUUGAAGAUUCUGUAUCAUGUCAACCUCAAUCAAGCCAUUCAAGUAUAAUAUUAAAACAUCAACUGAAGUCAUCUGAUGAUGAAAAUCUUAAUGAUAAAAAUUAUGGUUAUAUGACUACGACAAAUGGAUAUGAUUGGGAAGCUGAGAAUAGUUUGAAGAUAAAUACAGUUUGUGAAACCAAUAAUGACACUAUAUUAACGAUUUAUUCAGAAAGCGAUCAAUUAACUAAAUUUGAGAAGGAUAAAAACACUAAUAUGUCGAAGAUAAAUACAAAUAUUGAACAUUUACCUAUCAACGAUACACGUAAGGAUUAUGGUAAUCUUCAAUCAAACAUACAAGAGUGGCAAUUAAGUUCUUUAUCAUCAUUGACAUCCAAUAAUUAUCAACAAACCGAUAAAGUACAAAUUCUAGACAAAAAAUCACAAAGUUCUGCUUCAACUUCUUCUUCAAUGAUUUCAUUGAAACAGUCUACUCAAGAAGUUGGAAGUGAAGCUGAAAGUUUAACUAGUCUUGGAGAAGUUAACUAUUUUUCUUAAUGAUUCACAAUGUACUCGUCUACUAGAAAAGUUAGAACAUGCUAGAACAUGAAUAAAUAAUUUUAUUUUAUUUAAAUGUUCAAAGAAAUAUUAUGUUUUACUUAUAAAAAAAUAUUUAAAAUAAAAGUCACUUUCUUGUUUCUAAUAAUUUGUGAAGUUAUAUAAUAAGACAUAAUAAGUUUAAAAAUAUAUCUAUAAAAAU